AUUCGUUGUUGUGCAACUUUACUUGUCUGGUUAACCUCAAUCGCUGCCUUCUGCAAUAUCGGUAACGGACAGAGUCUCAAACAUGACAUCAGAGAGGCCCGUGGUGAUCUUCAGCAGGAGCUCCUGCUGCAUGUGCCACACCAUGAAGGAGCUCUUCAUCACCAAGUAUGGGGUGACAGUCCACGAGGUGGAUGAGAUCCCGAGAGGGAGGGGAAUUGAGCAAGCUCUUCUCAGGCUUGGGUGUAGCCCGACCAUGCCGGCGGCGUUCAUCGUCGGUGAACUGGUGGGUGGAGCCAACAGGGUGAUGAGCCUCCAUCUCAACGGCUCCUUAAAAUCAAUGCUCUAGCACGCUGGAGCAAUCUGGGUUUAAUGCAUGAAUCACUAACUCAAUUAGCAUCAGGCGCACCUUAAUAAAUGUUUUGAGUUUAACAUAUAUAUAUAUAUACACAUAUAUGUAUUAAACUAUAUAUAGAGCUGAUCACUACAAUACUCCU
Messenger RNA from Carya illinoinensis, 494 nucleotides. RefSeq names its product monothiol glutaredoxin-S2-like. The record is from RefSeq and is a predicted model, not a curated record. Lineage: Eukaryota; Viridiplantae; Streptophyta; Magnoliopsida; Fagales; Juglandaceae. The transcript has a single exon. Bases 83 to 346 code for a protein of 87 amino acids.